CCGGACUGCCUGUUGAUCGCUCUUGGUCUUCACCAUACCCCUUUGGAAUAGGCUCAGGGGUGGCCUUUGGGGCUUGGAUUGCAUUUCAGAUAGAGGAAAGGCCUUGGGGAUGUGCCAUAAAUACGUCCACAUCUCGUUCCAACCGUCAGCUGUCACACUCAUCUCCAUUCCAUUCACGUUCAUUUCUUCAACGACGCUUGUAUUCACCUUUUAAUCUUUCCGAGUGAUCAUUCAUCAAGCUCGUCGCCGGCCGACAAAUCAUUCAAUAUCUUCUUCAUCAACAACUCAAAUCCAAAACACCGCAAAAAUGCAGUACUCUUUCGUCACCCUUUUCGCCCUUGUUGCAGCCGUCUCGGCUCUGGCUACUCCUCGGCAGGAGCGCAAUGCAUUCGUGAAGCGCCAAGCUGCGAGCGGUGCCACUCAGGGCGGCAUCCCUGUCAACUCCCCAGCCAUGACCAACGCGAACGGCGAGGUCAUCGCCUUCGACGCAGCCAAUGUCUACCAGGACAGCAAGGCCAAGGGUCUGUGAAUGGACUCAAUAGCCACGAGAAACCCAAACAAAUAAUGGGGAUGACAACCAUGGGGUAGUCAGCUGGCUGUAAGACGUUUUGAUUGUCAGCAGUUGGGCCAGCUGGUUGUGGGGUGAAGGAGAACAAACCGGACGUUACGAUACCACCAUUUUAAUCGCGGGUCGGCCUCGAGGACCUUUCUGAGAGGCUGACGGCAAAGUCGAGGAUCUUUCUUUAAAGAACCUCAGUGUUGGAAAAGAUUGUUCAAGAUUUCAAGAACGAUUUAGGAGAGAGUCACAGUUUGCUCUAUCAAGCGAGUUCUGUCGAUAUUCCUCUCUGGGCUGAUGAAUGGCCCACCACCAGCAAAGACCAAAACUUUGAAUACAUUCUUCUUCUUGGGCGCAUUUGCGACCCGGUUAUUUUUUUCACCGAAACUUUGGUUCCCAUGAUGAUUGAUAUUGAUUGAUCCUGUGAUGCUUCAUCUGAAUUAUUUAAAUAAGAGAGAUAUUAG
Molecule: messenger RNA, 1020 nt
Organism: Pyricularia grisea
Lineage: Eukaryota; Fungi; Ascomycota; Sordariomycetes; Magnaporthales; Pyriculariaceae
Exons: 2
Coding region: 308-529 (73 amino acids)
Source: RefSeq, a predicted model, not a curated record